This is a messenger RNA of Hemisphaericaspora subhashii, 1881 nucleotides long. Its product is annotated as SKN1/KRE6 family beta-glucan synthesis-associated protein. Gene Ontology annotation, cellular component: endoplasmic reticulum membrane; plasma membrane. Lineage: Eukaryota; Fungi; Ascomycota; Pichiomycetes; Serinales; Debaryomycetaceae. The coding region runs from base 1 to 1881 and encodes 626 amino acids. Gene Ontology annotation, molecular function: glucosidase activity. The transcript has a single exon. Gene Ontology annotation, biological process: (1->6)-beta-D-glucan biosynthetic process; fungal-type cell wall organization. The record is from RefSeq and is a predicted model, not a curated record.
AUGUCACGAGACUUAACUUAUAAUACUCCACAAUUCAGUGUAACCAAUGCUGAUGGAGAACAAGAAUUUCAAUUCCAUAGCCAUAACCACUCAUAUACAAGUAUACAAGAUGCCAUAGAUGAAACACCUCCAGAAUCAUUCAAUUCAAACCCUUCAAAUGAAUCAUUGCCAGGAUUCACUCCCAUAGAUACUUCUGAAUACCAUCCAUCUCAUUAUGAGCGAUUAGAUGAUGGUUCAUUAUACACUACUAACUCGACUGCAUAUUCGAACACAUCUACUUAUUCCAAAGAUGGCGCAUCGUCUUCCAUAUAUGAGAUGCAGUCGUAUGAAACAACCGCCAAUAAUGAUGAUGCCUCUCCUUUUGGAGGAUACUCGCCAAAUGCUUUUUUCUUAUAUUGGGAGGAAAAAGAACCCGAUGAUUAUUUACAUAAUCCUGAUCCAAUUGAAGAUGCGAAAUAUGAAAGUAAUCGAUUUUGGUAUGAUUUGAAAAGUAUGGACCGGAGAUCAUUUUUUGGAUUGUUAACAUUUAUAUUCAUGUUCUUCGCCGCUCUUGGUAUUUUCAUCUUAUUACCAAUAUUGUCAUAUGGUGCAAAAUUUACCCCAUCUGUCACCACAGGAAUCAAACUUACGGAUUAUGUGUAUCCCAUGAUCUCUUCCAUCCGAACCAACCUAGUAGACCCCGACACACCAAAAGAAGCACUCACAUGGACCAACCCCUUAACAAACGAGACAUGGCCUCUCGUAUUCUCCGACGAAUUCAACACGGAAGGAAGAACAUUCUACGACGGGGAUGAUCAAUUCUUCACGGCGAUGGAUUUCCAUUAUGCUGCCACCAAUGAUUUGGAAUGGUAUGACCCUGACGCGGUAACUACCGCUAACGGAACCUUAAACCUCCGCUUGGAUGCAUUUAAGAAUCAUGAUUUGCUUUAUAGAUCAGGUAUGGUCCAAAGCUGGAAUAAAUUCUGUUUCACCCAAGGAAAAAUCGAAUUCUCAGCCCGGUUACCUGGUUACGGGAACAUAUCGGGUUUAUGGCCCGGUUUAUGGACGAUGGGAAAUCUUGGACGUCCAGGGUAUUUAGCCACCACGGAUGGAGUAUGGCCAUAUACGUAUAGUACUUGUGAUGCCGGUAUAACCCCCAAUCAAUCCUCUCUGGACGGGAUCAGUUAUUUGCCAGGUCAACGACUCAAUUCGUGUACUUGUCCAGGCGAAGACCAUCCAAAUCCAGGUACCGGAAGAGGUGCUCCUGAGAUUGAUGUUGUCGAAGCCCAGAUUUCAGGGAUUGGACAAGUUUCACAAUCGUUACAAGUCGCGCCUUAUGAUAUUUGGUACAUGCCCGACUAUUCAUUUUUAGAAAUCUACAAUGCUUCAAUCACACAUAUGAAUACAUAUGCUGGUGGUCCGUUCCAACAGGCCGUAUCCGGAUUGACGAUGUUGAAUACCUCAUGGUAUGAAUACGGGGACACUGCACAUAAUUUCCAAAAAUACGGGUUUGAGUAUUUGAACGACGAUACUACCGGAUAUGUGACCUGGUUUGUCGGAGAUGCACCGGCUUGGACAGUGAAGGCAUUUGCAUUACAUCCGAAUGGGAAUGUUGGCUGGAGACAGAUCCCGAAGGAGCCAUUGGCGUUGAUUAUGAAUUUGGGGUUAUCGAAUAAUUGGGCAUAUAUUGAUUGGCUUAGUUUGGUAUUUCCAUCGACAAUGAGUGUUGAUUAUGUAAGAUUAUAUCAGCCAGAAGGACAGGUGAACUUGGGUUGUGAUCCGGAAGGAUAUCCUACCCAAGAGUAUAUUCAGAAACAUUUGAACAUUUAUGAAAAUGUGAAUUUCACGCUGUAUGAGGAUGCUGGGUAUACGAUGCCUAAGAAUAAAUUAACCGGAUGUUAG